Molecule: messenger RNA, 813 nt
Organism: Acanthosepion pharaonis
Lineage: Eukaryota; Metazoa; Mollusca; Cephalopoda; Sepiida; Sepiidae
Source: the annotation of a GenBank genome assembly
AUGGCGACUGUUAAAAAAGGGAUCAGAAAGAAUGUGGCACAUUUCAGGUUUUCAAUUGUUUUUUUUUUUGUUUGUUUGCUUUUUGUUUUCAUUCCUAUUUUUUACUUUUUUUUUUCUUCCUUCCUUCCUUUUAGUCUUUUGGGCGUAUUGCCCUAUUACAGUAUUUACUUUGUUUUUCUAUCUUCUUUCAUAUUUCUUUUUACGCUUUCUUUUUUCCCUUUCUGUCUUUAUUUCUUUCUUUCGUUCUUUCUUUCUUUCUCUUUUUCUUUCUUGCUUGCUUGUAUGCUUGGAGAAAAUGAAGAAGAAUUUGACAUUCCACGUUAUUUUCAUAUUUGUUUUGUUUGCUCUUUCUCAUUACUUUCUUUCUUUCUUUCUUUCUUUCUUUCUUUCUUUCUUUCUUUCUUUCUUUCCUACCGUCCCUCCUUCCUUUCAGUCUUUCGGCUUAUUGCCCUGUUACAAUAUUUAUAUUGUUUUUCUCUCUUCCUUCCUUCCUUUUCCUUUCUUUUUCCUCUUUCAUUUCUUUCUUUCUUUCUUUCUUUCUUUCUUUUUUUUUCUUUUUCUUUUUUUCUUUUUACCGUCCCUCCUUCCUUUUCAGUCUCUUUCGGCUUAUUGCCCUGUUACAAUAUUUAUAUUGUUUUUCUCUCUUCCUUCCUUCCUUUUCCUUUCUUUUUCCUCUUUCAUUUCUUUCUUUCUUUCUUGACUUUCUAUAUUUUCCCAUACUUUUUAAUUUUGAUGCAUCAUAUUCUUUCUUUCUUUCUUCCUUUCUUUCAUUCUAUUUUGAUAUAUCCUAUUCUUUCCUGCUUGCUUGCUUAG